This is a messenger RNA of Coregonus sp. 'balchen', 4238 nucleotides long. NCBI's taxonomy places the organism in Eukaryota, Metazoa, Chordata, Actinopteri, Salmoniformes, Salmonidae. The record is from the annotation of a GenBank genome assembly.
CGCAAGUAAACUGCGAUAUCAGAUCUUCUUGACCCCUUUCACUGGAAGUAAGGACACUAGAAACACACAGCCAACAUGCCAGUUGACCUGAAUGGGUAUUGGAAAAUGAUCUCCAAUGACAACUUCGAAGAGUACUUGAAAGCCCUCGGUGAGUUGUCCAACAGUCUUUUAUGGAUGGUUUGCGCUUAAUGACGGGGAUUUAAACUUCAGUCAAAAUGGAUGAUGCGCAAGGAUACCUGCUGGACCACUGCGCCAUGGGUUCAAUAUUGAGCUCUAUCCAUCAAUCAAAACCCUAACUAUAGAUCUAACUAACGUUACCAUUCUGAAUAUUUAGAUAAAUAUAUAGGUUUAUAGCCUUUAGUAGUUCGAAAGUGUUCUUAUUGGAGCACUAGUGUAGAUACUGACAUUGGUUGUGUCACUUAAAAUAAUGGUUUCGAAAGUGCCUCAUAUUUACAAAGUAUCCAAAAAAGAUUCCUGGAGUUGGAUCCAGUUAUAGCCUAUAGGCUACAGAAACAGAGGUUAUGGGAGAAUGAGUGUGAUGUUAGGCUAUAGAUGAAUGUAGCCCUCCUGUGUUCAUCUAUUUUCUAUAUCUUUCCUUUUUUGGGGACCCCUCACACAGAUGUAAAUGUUGCCAUUAGGAAAAUUGCCACCUUGUUGAAGCCCGACAAAGACAUCAGUCAAGAUGGUGACCACGUUGUCAUCAAGACCCUCAGUACCUUUAAGAACUACAACAUGGAUUUCCAUGUUGGCAAGGAGUUUGAGGAGGAUCUCUCAGGGGUGGAUGACAGAAAAUGCAUGGUGAGUUGACAAAAAUAUUACCAUCACACAUUCAGACUAGACUAGUUUUUGGCUAUCAAAGGCUAUCAAAACGUAUUUCUGGAGACUAGAGAGAGACACAGAACAAGAAGAAAUGUUAAUGUUUCAUUAGUGAUUUGAUCAAUCAUAUUUCCUCUAGUGCAGUGUUUCCCAAACUUGCAAGGGGUGCACGUUUUGGUUUUUGCCCUAACACUACACAGCUGAUUCAAAUGAUCAAAGCUUGAUGAUUGGUUGAUUAUUUGAAUCAGCAGUGUAGUGCUAGGGCAAAAACCAAAAUGUGCACCCCUUGGGGUCCCGAGUUUGGGAAACCCUGCCCUAGUGUGAUUGCAGUCCUUAUGUGUCCUUAUCAAUACUUGAUUGAGGUACCACUGUGAACACAAGGGGCCUUGAGUUAAUAUAAUAAUAUAUUCCUUUUAGCAGACGCUUUUAUCCAAAGCAACUUACAGUCAUGCGUGCAUACAUUUUACGUAUGGGUGGUCCUGGGAAUCAAACCCACUACCCUGACAGGUGCAAGCGCAAUUGCUCUACCAACUGAGCCACAGAGGACCACAGUUGAGACUAAGGGGGAAGCAGUAGACGGAAUCAGCAAUAAAGCUAGAGAAGACACUGGAGUUCUUGAGUACACAUAAAGGCUUUUUGCACUACUGAGCAGAUCAGAGCAGAGCUAAACCGAGCUGUACAGAUCUGGCCUGGUUACAUAUUCGCCAUAGUUGCUGGAACUGCUGAAGAGGACAAAGUGAAAAUAAAAUAUCCAAGCCAGCACAGUAAGGUUUGGGUCAGCCUAAUAAAAUCAGGCAAUAGAGGACAAGAGCAAGACGAGAAGGUUAGUUAGGAGCUCAGAGACAAACUUGUAUGAUUACAUUUUUCCCCUGAUUACAUAUUUUCUCUGAGAACUGAUUAGGAUCUGCAUAUUUUUCUCCCCAAAAAGAUCUGCCCUUGUAAGCCGAUUUAGACUGAUUACUUUUCAAGCCCAUAAGCCAUCACCUUGUGUGGUGCUGCGAGUACCAUCAGGGAAUGAAAUAACGUAAUCUGUUAUUGACCAAUGGUCCAACUAUAUAAUGUUGUACCUUACGAUUUGUGAGUCCAAUUCAUGAAGACUUUACUAUACCUUUAUGACUAUUUAUACAGUUGACUGCUGACUUGUUUAUGUCAUGAAAGAGCUGGUGUGUAUAAUAUCUGGUCAGUAUUGUGUGUAUAUAUAGUCAUAAUGACAGCACUAGGAUAACACUCCUGUUGGUAUGAAUAAGAACUGAUCCAAAUAGAUGUCAGGACAGCCUUUCCUCACAUUCUGAUCUCAUUCAAGUCCUUUGGCAUAUUAUUUGCUCCUGUACACUGAACAAUAUAUGAAAAGUUAUUUUGCUCUGCUGAGAAGUGUGUUUGCAUGUUUCUGUCUGUAUACACUGAGUGUACAAAACAUUAGGAACACCUUCCUAAUAUUGAGUUGCACACCCUUCUGCCCUCACAACAGCCUCAAUUCGUUGGGGCAUGGACUCUACAAGGUGUCGACGCUGGCCCAUGUUGACUCCAAUGCUUCCCACAGUUGUUCCAAGUUUGCUGGAUGUCUUUUGGGUGGUGGACCAUUCUUGAUACACACAGGAAACUGUUGAGCGUGAAAAACCCAGCAGUUCUUGACACACUCAAACCGGUGCCUGGCACCUACUACCAUACCACAUUCAAAGGCACUUAAAUAUUUUGUCUUGCCCAUGCACCCUCUGAAUGACACACACACACACACACAAUCCAUGUCUCAACUGUCUCAAGGCUUAAAAAUCAUUCUUUAACCUGUCUCCUUCCCUUCAUCUACACUGAUUGAAGUGGAUUUAACAAGUGACAUCAAUAAGGGAUCAUAGCUUUCACCUGGUCAGUCUAUGUCAUGGAAAUGUUUUGUACACUCAGUGUAUGUUUUCCCUGUAAGUUGUUCUACAUAUGUUCGUGCACGCUGUGUGUGUGUGGAUGUGUGUGUGUAGAUGUGUGGGUCAUGUUCCUAACUGACAGUAGAAUGCAUAAUGGUGUCUCUCCUCUCUUCCCGUAGACCACUGUCUCAUGGGAGGGGGACAAGCUGGUGUGUGUUCAGAAGGGAGAGAAGGAGGGCCGAGGCUGGACCCAUUGGGUGGAGGGAGAUACGCUUCAUCUGGUAAGAGAGUCUGUUCAUUCAUGUCAUUUGAAUGCAAGUCUACUUCCUCAGUUCCUGAUUUCACUUUUUGUCACAACAGAUCUCAGAUCAGGUGAUUUAAAACAUGUAUAUAGAUGUGGCUAUAGAUAAAUAGCAGAGAUAAAAAAAACGGCACUGACCUCUACAAUGACUACCUUCAUUACAUUGACAUUGCAGAUUUUCAUUGCUAUAUGAUUAUUGUCAUCAAAGCUGAGUAAAAGGCAGUGGAGGCUGCUGAGUGUUUGAUGUUGAUAGCCAUUACCACAUGCCCGUCCUCCCCAAUUAAGGUUCCACCAACCUCCUGUGGUAAACGGCAUCUGACUGCCAUAUUAUUUAGUCAAAGUGAUUCCAACAGAUGUUCCGCAAUCAGUGGCCAUAAAAUUAUUCAUCAGCAGAGUGGCUCCCUGGUCAUUAAUCCCGGAAUCACUGAACAGCAGCGGCCUCUGGUGGUUAGAAAUAGAACUGCAAGUACAAGUGCUUUGCCAAUGGUUAUUCUCCAUAGAGGAGAUUUAUUUACUGUGUAAACAUUUUUUACAUUUUCACAGCUGUUUACCUCAAUUAAUGGUGAUAAGGCAGUUAUUUUUCUCUCCCUACACAAAUAAAUAAUGAAUCAAACGGAUCUAUAAAAAAUAUGUUCUCUCUGCAGGAGCUGAGAGCAUGUGGAGCUGUGUGCAAACAGGUCUUCAAGAAAACUUAAAGCAGCCCUGGAACAACAGAACGGUACCCCCUACCUGAGCGUGCAAGAGAGACAUGGACACGACCCAAGAGUGUGACAGAGAACCCCCUAUUGCACUCAUCCGUCCGUCAAUCCAUCCUUUCACAUUUAAUUCCAUCAGGACUGUUGCCUUGCACCCACAAAAGUCAAACUAUCCACAACAGGGGUGAUGUACAUGAUGCUUCCUAACAAAAAGGAAAACAACUGUUUAUUUUAUUUUUCUUCUUUCCUUUUAUUAUCUUUCCAUCACUGGUACUGUGACUCUGUUUCAUGGGGGGGCGGGUGCUCCUUUGAUUAACAUGUUAUAGGUGGAUUAGAUGCCUAAUACACUGUAUUAGAUUUAGUUGGCUUUGCAAUUAGUGCCUUAAUCUCUGAUGAUGCGCCGGACUGAAAACUGGGGGUGAACUUGACCAGUAGGAAGGAGGGUUUCAGCAGAAUGAAAGAGAAAGUGAGGGUGAGAGAGGUAAAGAAUGAAAAUGAAAUGUACAGGCAACAGAAGAUGUGACAGAUGGGCAUCGUAGCCAUCUUGGUAGAAAGCUUUACAAGUACUAAUGU